GCUACUUGUAUGAAGAUGGAGGUCUUGUUUACCAUUUUGUUGUUAAUCUGUACUUUGUUUGUGUUGUGUGUUGAUUCUGAAAAUGCAGUGUUAAGCAAAUCAAAAACCAGUGGUAAACAGCUCUCUCAAAUUUGUACACCUGUUGGAUUGAAUAGAAACCGGUUACUCAGACCACGGAUGAUAAAAAGAAGUACUAAAAGAGAGUUAGUUUGGAUAGGGGCAAUUGUAUUGUAUACACCCUGGAUGGAUUUUAAAGGAUGUGGCAGUUUAAAGGAGAAUAUUAAUCUACAGGACCAAAAACAUAAUAAUAAUUCAGAAUUAAGCUUAUAUGAAUGUCAUCAAAAAUGCAGCAACACAUCGGACUAUAUUGGAUUACAAGAUCAUAUUUGUUAUUGCUUGUCUGCGACACACUUGAAAAAAAAAUUUUCGUGUACGCACGUUAAAAAGUGUGAAGAAUUUCUCUGUUAUAAUCGAAACAAACCCACAGUUGUUUUAUAUGCUUUAAAUAGCACUUUUCCUGUAAAUAACAGUUAUAUUGAACAGUGUGGUGUAUUUAAUUUUUACGAUGACGUUUCAUUUGGAAGCAAAAGAUGUUCCGAUACCAGUCAUCCAGUUUGUUAUACUAAUAAAACAAAUUUUAAAACAAACAAAGGACACGGAAAUAGAUCACUGUCAUGGAGAAAGAGUAUGAGAUUCUGUGAAAACACAUCUCCUAGUUCUGUUACAAAUUUACAAUCGGAUAAUCAUCAUAUGAUUCAUGGAAGUUAUUGGACCACAUCAGUCAGAGCAGCAAGAUUCAUUCCUGUAAAAGAUGCACCAGAAGAUCCCCCAUUUCAUUGUGUGGCGGCUUAUAUUUCGGAAAACAAUACCAUUGGAGAGCAUGUAAUAGAACACUGUGACAAUAUUUUACCUGUAUUAUGUUUGGAAACCACUGAUAGUGCGGAUCUUGCUAAAAAUACACAUUAUAAUAGCUCAACAACCCCGACUAAUAUGAUAAACGAUAAUGACAAAGAAGAACAAGUUUCACGCAUUCCAUGGGAGAUUAUAGCUGGCUGUUUUGGUUUAAUUGGAAUAAUCAUAACCAUUGCUUUGGUUAUAGUAAAAUAUAAAAACAAAUCACCAACAAGGACAGAAAUAUCAACCGAGGAAACAGGACUGAACCAUAGUGCCCCAAGUAAUGAAGAGGCUGAUCAUGAAAACGUUUACAAUGACAGUAGCUCUAAAGAGAGAUGUGCAGUAAUUAAAGAUAAAGAUUAUGAUAGUAUGUCUGUUAUAAGACAGGAAACAGAAGAGGUUUACGACCACACGAGUUCCGCUAACAUUUCUCCUAAAUCAGUUGAAGAUGUAAAUAUCUACGACCAUGCAGACCCUGUCGUUAUCAAACAAAGCUUACAAACUGAGAACGAUGGCGUCUACAAUCAAUGUGAAUUAAAUAUAAAGUCAGUUAUUGCCAAUGCAAAAUCGAAUAGAGAUUCAACUACUAUUUACGAUCAUGCAUGAUUUCAGACUGGAUAUUAUAGCUUGUAUUUAUGAACCGAAUGAGCUUUUAUGUGAUAUUUCGUGCAAAAAAAUGAAAGUGCAAUCAAGUCAUGGUAUUAUUCUGAGCAGCACAAGUUUUAUAGACAUUUGUACCAAAUAUAAAGUAACACUACAUAUCUACUGUUGGUCGCAUAUUUAUGAACGUCCCUUUUCAAUAAGGCUUACCCAAGCUUAAAACCGCUGAUGUGAUUUUAAAUAUCCGAUGAUAUCAACAACUCUGUAGCCAUUGCUUCAGGGUUGUGACGACAUUUUUGUCACUUUAAAAAGUUUAUAAAUUAUGAAAUUCUAUUAUAACCGAGGGUGCAGCUCCCUUAGGUGCAUUAAGAUACGUUUACCUGUUUGACCAUUUUGGUUUAGAUGCCCAUCGAAGCAGUUUAUGUAUUGUCUCUUCAUACUUUUCGAUUCUCAACCUAUAAGCGGCUAUCGGUACGGAAAACACACUAUGAUUUGUGUUUCCUACUGCUAUGAAAAUCAAUGGAUUUCGAAAUAAUGUAUAUUAUAUCUGAUCUUCUCUUUUUUUUUUAAUCAUAUAAUUUUUUUUAUCAAAUUAUGUAUGUGCUAGAGACACAUAAAAUACCGAUAAUCAACCCUGUCUCGUAAACAAUUGCGUGAUAAAAUUCUUAUACAUUAUUAGUACAUUUAAGUUUAUAACUAUCCUAUUCUAGUUAUUGUAAUAACAAAGAAGGAUCAUUUAUUUAUAUUGUAUAUUCUGAGUCAGUUUCUUAAAAAAAACAAACCCAAUGACCAUUAUAUCUACAUAUAAUUUAGAAAAUAAAGUAAAUUGUUUCUGUAACCAAUCCAGUAAUGAUGUCAUAUUUGUCUUGUUUACAUUCUUUUAUUUCAUAAUGCUGAGAAAAUUCUUAUUUUCUUAAAUUUCAAAUGCAUCUAUUUUUUUUCUGUUUGGACAUAAAAUAGACUUUAUACAAAAUAAAAAGUAAAAGGUAAGAAACACGUUUAUACCAUAAUAAUGUUUAUCAUAUAUCUUGAAUCCAUACAAAAUUGUAUUGACUGAUAUAAUAUGAUGUCCUUUUCUAGUUUUAUCAAGUACCAGUUUUAUUUUUCCCAAAAUAAUUUCAGAUAUGUGCAUGUUACACAGCAUUGUGUAUGAUCGUCAAUAACAUUACACAUAUGACAUGAAGGGCUCUUCGUUAUUUUCCGAGGAAUAGUAUUUGCUAGGAAGGUAAUAUGUAAUGUACAAUUUAUUUUCUUGUAAAUAGUUCAAAUGAUAUAAACCAGUUGUUCUAUUUUCUUUGGUGAUCGUCUUAAUUAAUCUGCAUGUCCCAUUUUUCAAACCCUACUGCUUUCUCACAAUAUCUGUUCAAGAGGGAAAGAUAAAUGUCGUUUGGUACCUUUUCUUCCCGAUCUUGAAAUUUAAACUGAGAAUCCGUAGCAACUUUUGUUUUUAUUGAUUCUUCUUUCGUUAGCUCAUUACACCACUGUUUGAGUAUUGUUUUAAAUAUAUUAGAUUAUUCAGAAAUUUAAAUAGCAUGCGAAGAUUAUUUAUCUUAUAUCACAUUUUGAAUAAUAUUCCAUUUAUGAUCAACUAUAUAAUUAACAAGUAAACCUUACUUUUCAUUCAAUUAUUGAAAAUAUGACAUUUUCCAUUUUCCAUUUAUGUUGAUGUAUGUAUUUCUCCAAAAGGAGUUGACGUCGAAUAUGAUACGUGAUUUACUUCUUUUUUCAGAUUUCGAAUUUAUCCUGCUUUUGAUUACUUUAUAAACAAAAUUGGGGA
Molecule: messenger RNA, 3271 nt
Organism: Mytilus californianus (California mussel)
Lineage: Eukaryota; Metazoa; Mollusca; Bivalvia; Mytilida; Mytilidae
Exons: 9
Coding region: 10-1500 (496 amino acids)
Source: RefSeq, a predicted model, not a curated record